Messenger RNA from Portunus trituberculatus (swimming crab), 2375 nucleotides. It is a transcript of the gene Arp3, whose product is annotated as actin-related protein 3-like. Gene Ontology annotation, cellular component: Arp2/3 protein complex; actin cortical patch. Gene Ontology annotation, molecular function: actin filament binding. Lineage: Eukaryota; Metazoa; Arthropoda; Malacostraca; Decapoda; Portunidae. The transcript is spliced from 9 exons. Gene Ontology annotation, biological process: Arp2/3 complex-mediated actin nucleation. The record is from RefSeq and is a predicted model, not a curated record.
CACACCGGUGGGACACUCACAGAGGAAGUGUUUUGGUGACGCCCAGGGAGUGACUAAUACCUCAAUAACCCCUUAUUUUUACCUCUACCAAGUCCCCCAGCACCUGCCGCCAUGACGGGCCGCCUGCCGCCGUGUAUUGUGGACGUGGGCACAGGAUACACCAAGCUGGGGUUUGCGGGGAACCAUGAACCGCAAAUGAUCAUUCCCAGUGCGGUGGCCAUCAAGGAGACGGCCAAGGUGGGGGAGCAGUCCCAGCGCCGCCUCUGUAAGGGAGUGGAGGACCUCGACUUCUUCAUUGGCGACGAGGCCAUGGACGCCACCGGGUAUGCUGUCAAGUACCCAGUGAGACAUGGCAUCGUGGAGGACUGGGACUUGAUGGAGAAGUUUAUGGAGCAGUGCAUCUUUAAGUACCUGAGAGCAGAGCCAGAGGACCACUACUUCCUGCUCACCGAACCACCGCUCAACACGCCAGAGAACAGAGAAUACACUGCAGAGAUCAUGUUUGAGUCGUUCAAUGUGCCAGGGCUGUACAUCGCAGUGCAGGCCGUGCUGUCCCUGGCGGCAUCCUGGGCGUCACGGCAGGCCACGGAGCGCUCUCUCACAGGCACCGUCAUUGACUCUGGCGACGGUGUGACGCACGUUAUCCCUGUGGUGCGCUGACGGUACGUGAUAGGAAGCUGCAUCAAGCACAUCCCCAUCGCCGGCAGGGACAUCACCUACUUUGUACAGAGUCUGCUGAGGGAGAGGGAGCCAAACAUCCCCCCACAGAUGAGCAUGGAGACUGCCAAGGCUGUCAAGGAGAGGUUCAGCUACAUCUGUCCGGACAUCGCCAAGGAGUUCAACAAGUACGACAGUGACCCGGCCAAGUGGAUCAAGAAAUACGACGGCAAGAACCCUGUCAACAACCAGGCCUUCACUAUUGACAUUGGCUACGAGCGCUUCCUGGGCCCUGAGAUAUUCUUCCAUCCUGAGUUUGCCAAUCCAGACUUCACCACCCCGAUCAGCGAGGUGGUGGACAACGUGAUCCAGAACUGCCCCAUUGACGUUCGCCGGCCGCUGUACAAGAACAUCGUGCUGUCCGGUGGCUCCACCAUGUUCAAGGACUUUGACCGGCGGCUGCAGCGAGAUGUAAAGCGCAUUGUUGACGCUCGACUGCGCAUCACGGAACAGCUCAGUGGCGGCCGGAUUAAGCCCAAGCCGAUUGACGUGAAUGUCAUCGCCCACAAGAUGCAGCGCUAUGCCGUCUGGUUCGGAGGAUCAAUGCUUGCGUCAACGCCUGAUUUCUACCAAGUCUGUCACACGAAGGCAGAGUAUGAGGAGAAGGGCCCGAGCAUCUGCCGGCACAACCCAGUGUUUGGCGCCAUGGCAUAGACACACUCCACCACCACCACCACCACCACAAGUACCACCACCGCCGCCGCCGCCACCUCCUUGCUGCGUGCUGGGUGAUUUUAUUGUUAUGGACACUUAGUCAAAUGGCCUUGCUGUUGUUAAGUGUGUAUGUUUGUAUGUGUAUGUAUGUUUGUGUGUGUGCGUAUGUGUGUGUGUGUUGGGUAGAUAGAGGAAAAAAGUGUUGGGUUUGUAUGGAAAUUGGCUGGGUUUUUUUUAUUUGUUUUGUUAUUCGGUUCUGAAAUGCAUGUGGUAUUUGGUUUUAAGCAGGAGGGGUUUAAAAUGUGCCAAUUUUUGCAAGCCUGUGUGUGUGUGUAUUUGUGCAAUGAUAGAGAGAGAGAGAGAGAGAGUUUGUGGGAGUGUGAGAGAAGUGCAUUUGUGUAUAUUUACCUAGUUUAUGUAUGUUUGUAUGUGUGUAUGAGCGAAUGAGAGAUAAUAUGUGUUCGAAUGUAUUUACCUAGUGUGUGUGUGUGUGUGUUACAAAGGUCAAGUGUGUAUUUUUGUGAGUUGGAAAGAUAGAUGGAGUGUGUGUGUGUGUGUGUGUGUGCGCGCACGCGUAUGAGAGAGAGAGAGGAGAGCGCACAACUGAUUCAUUCCUCACUAAUGCUAAUGAUUACUUGGGGUGAGAAAAUCAACUGAAAGAAAACGAUUAAUCAGAUUCACACAUUUUUUUUUUUCUUUCGUCAUUUCUCUUCAUUCAGCGACGCUCAAAACUUUGGUACACACAUCACACUAAUUAUUCUUUCCUCAUGACUCUUAUUUCUUUAUGUAUGAAUUCCUAAUGUAUUCUCUGAUAAUUUAUUGAUAGACUUACUUUACACUGCCAAGCAUUAUUGUAUUGAGGUGAGGAAGCUUAGAGGAACUUGAUCUAUCUCUGUACCAGGCUGGCAGUCACACACAGGGUACCCCAAACAUACACACACACACACACACACACACACACACACACACACACACACACACACACACACACACACACACACACA